Syngnathus acus (greater pipefish) is the source of this 2107-nucleotide messenger RNA. Its product is annotated as stonustoxin subunit alpha-like. The transcript has 3 exons. The record is from RefSeq and is a predicted model, not a curated record. Gene Ontology annotation, molecular function: protein binding. Lineage: Eukaryota; Metazoa; Chordata; Actinopteri; Syngnathiformes; Syngnathidae. Bases 1 to 2103 code for a protein of 700 amino acids.
AUGUCGACCACUCUGAAAAUGGCCGCUCUGGGUCAGCCCUUCACUUUGGGGAUGCUCUACGACGCUCGCAAAGACGAACUCAUCCCAGGUUUCACUCUGUGGGAUAAAGUCACUCUGGAGAGCCAGACUUCUGAAAACGCCCAGAAAAGCAGUUCCUUUAAGAUCACCGCCUCGGACACCAUUGAAUCGAGGUCUUCUCUGAUGGAUAUUGAAGCUUCUUUGAGUAUGAGUUUCUUGGGGGGGUUGGUUGAAGUUGGAGGCUCUGCCAAAUACCUGAGUAACCAGAAGAAAUUCAAGAACCAGAGCAGGGUCACUUUCCAGUACAAAGCUAGCACCGUGUUUAAGCAGCUGUCGCUUCCUGCUCUCGGGCCGCUCGACAGCCAACAGAAGCAAGUGAUUGAGAGCAGCAAGGCCACCCAUUUGGUCACGGGUAUCCUCUACGGGGCAAAUGCCGUCUUUGUGUUUGAUAGUCAGAAGGUGGACGCUAGCAGCGUUCAAGACAUCCAGGGUAGCAUGCAAGCUGUGAUCAAGAAGAUUCCCUCGUUUGAAAUUUCAGGAAAUGCAAGUGUCCAGCUGACCGAAGAAGAGAAAAAGCUGACAAACAAGUUCGGCUGCACAUUCUACGGAGACCUCAUUCUCGAUUCCAACCCGGCCACUUUUGUCCAGGCGGUAGAAGCCUACUGCGAGAUUCCAAAACUCAUAGCCGAUCCGCAGAAUAGUGCUCCCCUGAACAUCUGGCUGUAUCCUCUGAACCAGCUGCACGACAACGCUGCGAAGCUGGUCAAGGACCUCAGCACCGGACUGGCCAGGAAAAUCCAUGUGGCCAUAGAAGAUGAAAACCAAAUCAAAAUGAGAUGCAACGACAGUUUGACCAGCAUCACGGUCAGACAGAUCCCAGUCAUCUACAAAAACCUGAGCAGUUUCAAACAACUUGGCACUUUUUACAAAGCGUCCCUCAAACAGAAUCUGGCCAAGAACCUCCCCUCCAUCCGCGCCGGCACAGCCGACGAGAGCGCUUUGAAUACGUUUUUAAACGCUCGAGAGAAUUCUCCAUUCGCCCGGCAGCACCUGACCAAGUGGUUGGACACCAAGGAACGAGCCAUCAACGUGGUCGAGUCCUGCAUUAACGUGAUGCUGACCGACACCACCGCUCGGGUGGUGCGCAAUCAGUCCGAACUGGACCGAGUGGUGCUCACUCCGGGAGUCACCGAUGUCAUCUGCUAUGUUUUCACCGACUUGGACACCAAAGACCUCUUCCUGGAAUCCAUGGGUAAAUACCUGGACACAUUCCAGACUGGGAACGUGAGUGACGUAUCAGCGUCUUUCCCCCAUGAUGUCGUCGUCAAAAUGAGAGAGAAGGCCCAAGAGUUUGCCAAAUUUGCCAAACUUCUCAAGCGUAGCACCAGCGCCAAGUUCCUGAUCGUGGCUUUGCCAAAUAACAAAUACAAGGGAGCGACCAUCUAUCAUUACAAAGAUUACAAACGGAUCUCCGACAACUUCUCGCAGCCAUCCAUGCCACCGGUGGGGAGCAUCACAGACAGAAAGGAUGUCAUCUGGUAUACGACUGACCUCACGCUGGACCAGAAUACCGUCAGCAACAAUCUCAGUCUGACAGAUGGAAACAAGAAAGCCACGUUUGGCAUCACCCAGCACUAUGCGAAAAACAGCUCCAGGUUUCAAGAUUUCGAUCAUGUUCUAUGCAAUGAGCAGCUAAGCGGUCGUCAUUAUUGGGAGGUGGAGUGGAGGGGUCACGUUUGUUUGGCCGUCGCGUAUACGUCAACGCCAAAGACCUCCGACGAAGUUGGCUAUUACAAACAGGAGUUCACAGAUUUCAAAUCUUCCUGGGGAAUAAGCGCGGGGGAUUCCUACUUGAUAGAAAUGCAAAAAAGCUACAGGUUGCUUGAUAUAAACUGGAGCCUUUACGGUCUGUCUAUUAACAAGCUUGGAGUGUUUCUGGAUUAUCCCGGCGGUACUUUGUCCUUCUAUAGUAUCGCCGGAGAAAAGCUGAAACACCUCCGUACUAUCUCACACCAGUUUGAUCAACCGCUCUACGCCGGUUUUGGGAUUAGGGAUAAACAGAAUUAUAUUCACUUGACGUUGUAGCACG